AGGUUGAUGGGGAGAAGGGAGAAGUGGGGGGGAAGCUUCCGUUAGCAUCGCAUUCGCCAAUCGGUUGCCAGCAGCUAUCGAUAAUUGCUUUGCGACUGCUCUUCCUCUUCGCUAGACGUGCUUCUUCUCUUGAUGGCACUGCAGACGCAGCAAAAGCAGAUAUGCGAGAAAUAAACAAAAGCUGGCAGCAAAACAAAAGCAAAGCCAAAGCUUCAGCAAUGAGCACGACAAGAGCCGAACGCCAAGAGAAAAAGCUGCUCAGAGCAAAAGCAACAAUCGGCAGGCCGCAGUUCUCAGCAAGCAUUUCGUGCGCGCGGUCGCCUAACGGUUUUUCGCAUUCUCCCCUCCACCUCGUUUCCCUGCUCGUGACCCUGCUUAGGCAUGUCCAGCAAUGGCGGUGGCCUACCAUUUCGCUUUACCGACGAACGGCACAUGAAGUUCGUGGAGCUCUACAGCCGCGAGCCGUGCCUGUGGAACCGUCGACCAUAUCUAUGGGGUGCUCGGAAUGCCGCCUACAAGCGCAUACAGCUCGGCAUUAACGCGGAGACGGAGCCCAAUGAAAACUCGAUAACAUUGCAGGGUGUCAAAAUGAAAAUCAAGAAUAUGCGCACUGGCUAUCAUCAGGAGCUAAAGAAGAUCAGGGCCAAUCCAAAGUACACGCCGAAAAUACCUUGGUUUGCUCCGUUGCACAAGUUUCUGGCACAGUUUCUGGACAAGAAAUCGGAGGAGGAGGUGGUGUUGGUUCCUUCACCGCCCCUAAAGCGUUUGCAGAUCAAAUUGCCGCGCCUGAAGACGAUCAAGCUCCUGCCGCUGGAGGAGUCCGAAGCGAAGCCCGAUAUCAAAAUGGAACUUGAGCCAACCCAACAGGUGCUCAUACCAACCACAGCGCUACCCCUAAUGCCCGCGCUGACCCCACCCCCGCCGCUGCGCCUUAUCACACCGCCCGCUCAACCGCCCUCGCCAGUUCCACCUCAAAUACUCGAGGUCACCUCGCUGCCCACAGUGAACUCCACGUCAGUGGACCGACCGCGGGCGCUGCAAUCAACCGGCGACGAUGAGUUUACAUAUUUCGGUCUAAGCGUUGCGGCCCAACUGCGCAGCAUGCCCCUCUCGAAUGCGAUGAUCAUGCAGUCCAAGAUUCAGUAUAUGCUAUCGAUGGAGCGUCGUAGGAUUGGCGGUGACACGACCGAGGCGAACUUCUUUGCGUAAUUGGGAGCUCAAUGAAUCUUAUAAAAGAUACAGCUUAAUGGUUCCGGUUAACCGGAAGAUAACUGAAGCUAUAAAAGUACUUGAUGCUUUACAGGAAACAACAGAAAAACUAUACGAAUAUCUUUGCUGCUGCUUAUGUGUGAUUUAAGAAAUAUUAUUUAUGAAUUUCCUAAUAAUUGUUGGUUAAGUGUAAUUUUAAAUUAUUUGAGACAAUGUGCAAAUAUCUUUUAAAAAAUAAAUAUCAUGCAGGUUCAUAUUUCAAUUCAAUAGAGAA
This is a messenger RNA of Drosophila virilis, 1483 nucleotides long. RefSeq lists its product as uncharacterized. Gene Ontology annotation, molecular function: DNA binding. The record is from RefSeq and is a predicted model, not a curated record. Lineage: Eukaryota; Metazoa; Arthropoda; Insecta; Diptera; Drosophilidae.